UUUGCUUUAAAUCUCUAUUUCAGACACGCAUCGCCAAUUAUUUUAUAAACGAACGAGGAAGUUAUAUUCAGCCGGAUUCCUUGAAAUCAAACUUGUACAUAUUGGGGACAAUCUAAACAUGGCUGGAAACUCGUUAUUAGUCGCUGCAAUUGACUUCGGAACUACAUACUCUGGCUGGGCUUUUUCCUUCAAACAUGAGUUUGAAAGGGACGCUACCAAAGUAUCUGCGAAGAACUGGAGCGGGGGACAGCUGGUAUCACUCAAAGGACCCACAUGUGCGUUGAUAAAAUCAGACAAACAAACGCUUGACAGUUUCGGAUAUGAAGCCGAGAGUAAAUAUGCUGAUCUAGCAACAGAUGGAGAGCACGAGCCCUGGUUCUUCUUUAAACGAUUCAAAAUGAAGCUUUUUGGACAGGGAUUUGGAAGAAAUCUCAUGUUGGAAGAUGCCAGUGGUAAAAAAUUAUUGGCUAAAACGGUAUUCUCGUUGUGCAUCAAAUAUCUGAAAGACGACCUUAUAAAGCUGUCGGAAAGUCGUAUUGCUGGAGGUGGACUCCGGGAUGAAGAUAUACACUGGGUUCUCACUGUUCCAGCCAUCUGGAACGAUGCAGCCAAACAGUUUAUGAGGGAAGCGGCACAGGAGGCUGGGAUUUUAGAAGACAAGCUGACCAUUGCCUUAGAACCGGAAGCAGCCAGCUUAUACUGUCGCCAUCUGCCGGUAGAAAAGUGUGGCAGUGAUAAAACAUCACUAUCAAAGUUUGGUUCCGGCAAAAGAUACCUUGUUUUAGAUGCUGGAGGUGGAACUGUGGACAUCACUGUACAUGAAGUCAUGAGUGGUGGCAACCUUAAAGAACUUGACAAGGCUAGCGGAGGAGCAUGGGGAGGAGUACAAGUUGAUGACGCUUUCUUUCAAUUCCUGUCAGAAAUUCAGGUAUGUUCUCUCGUGAUGACAAAAUUCAAAGACAUGCAUAUGGAAGAUUACAUUGACUUGUUUCGAGACUUUGAGGUUAAGAAGCGUGAAAUUGGACCCAAAAAAGAUACUAAAGUUACAUUCAGGAUGCGAACAGCACUGGCUGACUUGGUGAAGGAUAUGAGGAAUGAAACAUUACAGGAAACAAUAAAGAAGACAAAGUAUUCGAAUCAGGUGAAGCUAGUGGGAGACAAAUUGCGAGUGGAUCCUGCUGUCGUUAAAGGAUUCUUUGAGCCGUCAGUAAACAGCAUAGUAAAACACGUGAAGGGUUUGCUACGAGAAAUUACCAACAGCGGGGUAGAAGCUGUCCUCAUGGUAGGCGGAUUUUCUGAAUCACCGAUGUUACAAGAAUCGGUUAGGAAUAAUUUUCCGGGCUUACGAAUAAUCGUCCCUGAUGAAGCAGGACUAGCUGUUCUCAAGGGGGCGGUUAUUUUUGGCCAUAGUCCAGCUACCAUCUCCCAACGAGUCAGCAAGUAUACUUAUGGAACAGACAUCGCCGAAGAUUUUGAUCAAACCAAACAUGCUAUCUCGAGAAUGUCAAUAGCAUCCGAUGGUUCACAAAGAUGUACGAAUGUUUUCUCUAAACUUGCAGAAGCUGGACAAACAUUGGUGGUAGGAGAACCUCAGGACGAAAAAACGUACACCACUCUCUUAGAGGACCAAACCGCAAUGGGUAUGAAUAUCUAUGCUUCGACGUAUAAGAAUCCAGGUUUCAUAGAUGAUGUUGGUUGCCAAAAGAUUGACACAUUCUCUGUUCCUGUUUCUGGUAGAGGUAAAGGUCGGGCGGUUACCGUGAAGACGAUUUUUGGCGGAACUGAAAUUGAUGUUGAGUGCAAAGAGGUUGCAACAGGAAAUAUCACACACCUGAAAGUUGAUUUCCUGUCAUAGACAGAGCGAGUAAAGAGGUGUGCAUUACUGUUGUGUCAGACACGGCGUUCUUUACACAACACGCUAUUGCACACUACAAUGAUUAAAAAAAUCAAAAUUUGGAACGAUUGGAUUACAUUUUGAUUAUACCAUCAUGUACACAUUUAAGUAUUGCUUUGUUGUUCUUAUGCAGCACUUCAUAUCGAUGGAAAAUGUACACAUAUACACUAGAAUAUAUUGAUUGGUGUGAUGCUUAAAUAUCAUAUCAUCGUCACAAUCGAAAGAAAAUGUUUUCAGCCUAGAUGCUUUCGUUAUAAUUUGUUGCAGAUAUAGAGUAUUUGAAAUUGUUGCUAACAGUGUUAUGUGUAUAUAGAUUGUGAUACAAAAAGUCUAUUGGCAGUGUCACAGAUAUGCGGUGUUAUGAUGAAUUAUAUCAUUUUUUCUUGUGUUUUAACGAAAUGUGAACAUACAAUUUGUACAUAGAAAAGUAUUACAGGGUGAAGGUGAAUUAUUUCUUUAGAGAGAUAACCGGAAGUACAGAUUAAGGCGCAUUCUAUACAUAGUAUGUUUAAUCAAAAUUAUUUGCAAACAAUUUUUUGAGAAAACUUAAGUGUGAAACAUUGAAUUACAUGCUUUAAUAAAAUGUUCAUAGAUAUGUAAUAUUGUAAAUAAAAUGCAAUGCAA
Molecule: messenger RNA, 2518 nt
Organism: Mercenaria mercenaria
Lineage: Eukaryota; Metazoa; Mollusca; Bivalvia; Venerida; Veneridae
Product: heat shock 70 kDa protein 12A-like
Exons: 8
Coding region: 119-1855 (578 amino acids)
Molecular function (GO): ATP binding; ATP-dependent protein folding chaperone
Source: RefSeq, a predicted model, not a curated record